Molecule: messenger RNA, 1856 nt
Organism: Dicrocoelium dendriticum
Lineage: Eukaryota; Metazoa; Platyhelminthes; Trematoda; Plagiorchiida; Dicrocoeliidae
Source: the annotation of a GenBank genome assembly
UGCAGCUCCCCAGGUCUCUUAACACCUACAUACACACUAGACACGGGGACUGUCGGAAUCCUUGAUCGGACGCAUACUACUCUGUUUGUUAAUCAUUGCAAUGGUUCAUCGGUGUUGAGCGGUUGGAACUGGAUGUAUAGUUCAGUUUAUUCUACGCUAUGGGUGGAAGCAGUGGAAAGCUCGCAGCUUCGAAAAUGGGUUCCAUCCAUUCCUCUAGAACUGCAUCUCACGGAACCUCAACUGAUGGAUCCAGACAACUCAGCAUGGGUGUGGAGCAGGGUACGUUCCUAACUUUAACUUAAACAACGACAAUAGAUUACACGUCUGGCUCUGAGAAACAGGGACAGAUCUCCGUGAACCACGUACUUUGCUCUUCUGAGAGCGAGAUUAUGGUGGUUCUCUAUGACUUCACAGAGUCUAUGAAAUCCCAAAUCAGUAUCCGACGAGGGGAGCUAGUUCGACUUCUCGGUUACAGUCCUGCCGGAGAUUGGUCCGAAGUUGAGACAUCUGGGCUGGCACACCCUGCCUUGCAUGCGGCUUCCGAUGUUGAUGGUAACACCACUGCGUACAAGCCUACGUCACAACCUACUUCGGACAACAAUUGUAGUAGGGACUCUGGCACAGCGACGAAUGCCAGUUCAACUAACAUUGUCUUCACUGGGGCAAAUUCCAAUCAUUCGAGAUCAGAUUUUAGCUACAGACGGGGCUGGGUUCCGACAAGCUAUUUGGCACCUGCAAACGUAUUCUCCGAAACACAUUCUGCACGGUUUAUCCAUCAUCCUCAUCAACGACCUCUACCUCUGAUCACCGGUCCGAUACUGGAUGCACAAGGAAAUGUUUCAGCAGAGGCAAUGCGAUUCAACUGCUCCUUGCCCUCCUCUAUGCCCCCACCAGUCGCGUUCCAUCACCCUGAAAACGUUUCCCCGAAUGCAAUCCAAUCUUCUGCUCAAUGUAACCCUCAGCCAAACGUGGUCGACAUAUCCCCAGUCGGGCUACAUGGUCCCACUCUUUCAAUGUAUCCAUGGUAUCAUGGCGCAGUAUCGAGGCAAGCCGGUGAACAACUACUUCGUGUUGGUAUUACUGGUUCCUUCUUGGUCCGUGCAUCGGAAUCGGCCCCGGGUCAAUUAUCUGUCACUGUGCGUCACUUGGGUCGUGUCUAUCACUAUCGGAUUAAUCAGGACCCGCGCGGUUUGUUUUACAUCACCAAUGUGCACCGCUUCCCCACCGUUGUGCAAUUGAUCGAUCAUCACUCACGAUCUGCUGAUGGUCUGGUUUGUCCCCUUCUGUAUCCGGUGCCAAAACAUCCGGCGUUCACGAUGGGCACACAGCAGGCUCCAUAUUCCUCCAUUGCGGCCCAUGCUAUUCCUCCUCCUGCUGCUGCUCCAGGAGCACCGGAUCCUCCGUCGUCAUCAAUGUCUCAUCCUCACUCCCAUUUGACUCCUGCUUCUGCCCAACCCCCCAUACAUCCUGGACAAACGGAUGCUCCUCAAAUGCACCAGACGCAUUUCCCUGUGCCAAAUUCACGUGCCAAUAUCUUACCCGCCUCUUCAAUCUCUCCGGUAGAUGGAUUUGUGGACGACUUUGGUCGAAAGUUGACCUUGGAUGAAUGGGAGAUUGACCGAUCGGAAAUCGUCACGCGGCAGAAGCUCGGUUGUGGCCAAUACGGAGAUGUCUACGAAGCUGUUUGGAAGCGCCACAACGUUGUGGUCGCCGUGAAGACUUUGAAACAAGAGGUCAACGUGAACGAUUUUCUCAAGGAGGCCGCUAUUAUGAAGAAGCUCCGUCAUCGAAAUCUUGUUCAGUUGCUCGGUGAGUUGCAAUUCCUAACCAACUGUUUAUAUUUUUGUCAAUUGUGA